This is a messenger RNA of Frankliniella occidentalis (western flower thrips), 444 nucleotides long. RefSeq lists its product as uncharacterized. The record is from RefSeq and is a predicted model, not a curated record. Lineage: Eukaryota; Metazoa; Arthropoda; Insecta; Thysanoptera; Thripidae. The transcript has 4 exons. Bases 1 to 444 code for a protein of 147 amino acids.
AUGUCGGCUCAGAUGGUGCUGGAUUUAGUUGAAAUCUUGCGCCCACAUUUGCCUGAGACCACAAGCUCUCUGGCCAUUCCUGUUGAACGCAAGGUAUUAGCUGCAAUUUACUUCUUUGCUCAUGGCUGCUACCAUCAAAGUGUAGGUCAAAAUGUGGAUUUUCCUAUGGGAAGAACAACAGCUCAAGACUGCAUUCAUAUGGUGACAGGUGCCCUCAACAACAGAGAUGUUGUGCGCCGAUUUAUCAAGUUCCCUCGUACUAAGGAGGAGCUGAACUUGACCAUUCGAAGAAAUCAAGAGCUUCGGGUUAAGAUACCUAACACUGUUGGCUAUGUGGAUGGCACACUGGUGCAAAUCAUGAAGCCAGGCGUUGACUACAACGUUGAUGCAUACAUUAGACGCAAGUCUACCCCAUGCCUUAAUGUGCAAGUAAGUGGUGUGUGA